Cucurbita pepo subsp. pepo (vegetable marrow) is the source of this 823-nucleotide messenger RNA. Its product is annotated as alpha carbonic anhydrase 4-like. Lineage: Eukaryota; Viridiplantae; Streptophyta; Magnoliopsida; Cucurbitales; Cucurbitaceae. Gene Ontology annotation, molecular function: carbonate dehydratase activity; zinc ion binding. The record is from RefSeq and is a predicted model, not a curated record. Gene Ontology annotation, biological process: one-carbon metabolic process.
AUGAAUCUGCAUUUACUUACUAUGAGGGAACUGGAAAAGGCAAGGAGCUGGUGGAAGCUGAAUCCAGAAUGGGAGUCAUGUGGGAAGGGGAAGUAUCAGUCUCCCAUCAACAUUGUGGAAGAAGAAGUGGGCGUUCUUCCUGAGCUUGGGAAGCUCCAAAGAGACUACAACCCAGCUCGGGCGCUGAUCAAGAAUCGGGGCCACGACAUGACGAUAAGCUGGAAACAAGAUGCUGGGAAGAUUACUAUCAAUGGGACUCGUUACAGGUUGAUCCAAUGCCAUUGGCAUACCCCUUCUGAGCACUCUUUCAAUGGAACAAGACAUGUUCUAGAGUUGCAUAUGGUUCAUCAAAGCCAAGAUAAUAAGACCGCAGUUAUUGGAAUUCUAUACAAAUAUGGACGACCUGAUCCCUUCCUUUCAAGGCUGUUUCAUCACAUCAAAUCAAUUGGGAAAGAAGAAAAAGAAAUUGGGAUUGUGAAUCCCGGAGACAUCAAGUUCGGGACCAGAAAAUAUUACCGAUAUAUUGGCUCUCUUACGGUUCCUCCGUGUAGCGAAGGUGUCGUUUGGACGAUACUCAAGAAGGUGAGAACAGUUUCACGGGAUCAAGUGAGAGUUUUGGCUAAUGCUAUUCACGAUGGUUGGAAGAAAAAUGCAAGGCCAAUACAACCCACGGGUGGAAGAAGAAUUCAAUUUUAUACUCCACACAAAUGAAGGUAUUUUUGUGGUUGGUUUACCUCAGAGCUUAAAGGGAAAUUAAAGGAAAUCAACUUCAAAUGUUGAAUCCAUUUAUAUCCAAUAAAGUGAUUUAAAUUUUACAUAUUCG